Molecule: messenger RNA, 1946 nt
Organism: Cuscuta campestris
Lineage: Eukaryota; Viridiplantae; Streptophyta; Magnoliopsida; Solanales; Convolvulaceae
Source: the annotation of a GenBank genome assembly
CGCCACUCGCACGGAGUCGCUACCUGCAGAUAGCUGACCGCGACGCCGAAGGCGCACCGCACUGCGCCGCCGCUGCUUCCGCUCUGCACUGUUCACCCUCCAGUAGUCCAAGGCCCUUUUAUGUUACGGACUGGCCCUGCUUACAAUCCAACGCCCUCACUCCAUCUGUUUUGCUUCGGUCCCUGCCUGAAUCUGUGCAUAUCCCUGUUGUAUCUCCGCCAGAGGGGCGGAGGUGUUUGACAUCAUAUCCUGUCAUCCAUACGCCGACUGGUUAGCCGUGCAAUUUCUCACAAGGUGAUAUAAUUCCUGAAUUGCUAUGAUUUACACAGCAAUUGACACAUUUUACCUAACGGAUGAGCAGCUCAAGAACUCUCCUUCUAGGAGAGAUGGAAUAGAUGACGCCACUGAAACUACUCUUCAAAUCUAUGGGUGUGAUUUUAUACAAGAGAGUGGAAUUUUGUUGAAACUACCUCAAGCGGUUAUGGCCACUGGUCAGGUACUAUUCCACCGUUUUUACUGCAAGAAAUCAUUUGCUCAUUACAACGUGAAGAGGGUUGCUGCAAGCUGUGUGUGGCUUGCCUCAAAACUUGAAGAGUGUCCUAGAAAAGCCAGACAGGUCCUCACAAUUUUCCACAGGUUGGAAUGCCGGAGGGAGAAUUUACCCAUAGAGCAUUUUGAUACUAAUUCAAAGAAAUAUGUGGAACUGAAGGCAGAUUUGGUCCGUACAGAAAGGCAUCUUCUAAAAGAGAUGGGUUUUGUCUGCCAUGUUGAACACCCUCAUAAAUUUAUAUCAAACUAUAUUGCAACUCUUGGAAUGCCUGAUGAAUUGAGACAGGAAGCUUGGAAUCUUGCAAAUGACAGUUUGCGCACAACAUUGUGUGUUAGAUUUAAGAGUGAGGUUGUGGCCUGUGGAGUUGUGUAUGCUGCAGCCCGUAGAUUUCAAGUGCCAUUGCCUGAGAACCCUCCAUGGUGGAAAGCAUUUGAUGCAGACAAGGCUGGGAUUGAUGAAGUUUGUCGUGUUCUGGCCCAUCUUUACAGCCUUCCAAAGGCACAAUAUAUGCCUGUGUGCAAGGAAGCUGGUUCAUUUUCAACAUCAAAUAGAUCAUGGGAUUCACCAUCUCAGUCAGUGCCUAAGGAAGUUGCAUCAAAUGGCCCAUCCGGGAAUGAUGACACCAGUGCUACUCAGAAGGGAGCUCCAGCUGCUGCAGCGGGUCAGGAAGUGGGUAAAGAUGUGGCGACAAGAGCUCCUCUUGAGAAGGCAAAGAGCAGCGAAGAGUCUAAAAGCUCGUUUCCUGAAGGAGAAAUAAGGGAUGAGCCUGGGUCGAAAUCAAUAAUUGUACGCAAGACAGAAGCAGGAACUGGUGAAAAGGAUAAGAACAAAGAUAGGGAUAGAGAGAGGGAGAGGAAGAAGGAAAGAUCAAAGUCAUGGGACCGCGAUAGGGGAAGAGAAAGGGAGCGGGAUGAUAUUGAAAGGGAAAAGGAUCGAGCCAAAGGGAGGAGCUAUCACUCAAGAGACAAAGGGCGCCAGGAGAAGUCAAAACGCCACUCUUCCGGAGAUCGGGACUAUCAUAGUUCCUCUUAUUCAUCAAGGGAGAAAGAGCGCCGAAGACAUCACUAAUGCAGAGUCAUGAACAAUUAGCUGAGAGGUUUUAUAUCUUCUUCUUACUACUGGCUAUGCUUUAUAGGCUUGCUUGAUUGUAGUAGUGUUCAUACACACACACGGCCUGGUUAUUACCAUCUGUACAUUUGAAAAAUCACUAGUUCUGGCUAGCCUUGAUAUAGAUGGUUUAAAAACAAACGCCUGUGAUCUCUGUUGAUUCAUUGCUCAUCAGGAUUGUGUCACAAUGUCUUUUUUAGACUGAACAACUUGGUUAUGUACAACUAACUUGUUUUAUUGAUGAAGUGACAAAGGAAUUCAACAUAGCGAAAAAAUUGGACGAUUUUUU